Closterium sp. Naga37s-1 is the source of this 1698-nucleotide messenger RNA. The record is from the annotation of a GenBank genome assembly. Lineage: Eukaryota; Viridiplantae; Streptophyta; Zygnematophyceae; Desmidiales; Closteriaceae.
AUGGCAGGCUUGUUGCCUUUCCCACCUGACUGGGCCACGUCCACCGAGAAGACCCGUGUGUUUCAGGAGGCGAUGGCGAUUAUAUUCGAGCCGCUGUUGAGAGAGCACCGAGGUUCCGAGCUGAAGUUCAUAUACGUGACAGAUGCACAAGGCCAAGUGGUGAAGGCCUUCCCAUGCUUGUUUGCAGAGGUGGGGGACUACCCUGAGUCGUCCAGGUGCACGGCGACAAUGCAGCAGGGUUCCCACAGGCCGUGCAGCUCGUGCUACAUCAAGAAGACCAGUCUGGCAGACCUGAAGACGGAGACGACUGUCCGGGCGGUGGAACUGCACCGGAAGGUGGUGUCGUGGAUGCAGAACGCAUCCACGAAGGACGAGGCUGACAAGAUCAGGAGUCGAUGGUCGACACACCCCGUGCAGACGGUACUGGAGAGGUGGAAUUUCUCGGAGACAACCUGGGGGAACGUGUUUCUUGCUUGCGUGGCGGACGUGCUGCAUGUGUUGGACGGGGGGUUCCUUGGACACAUGGUGGACGAGUUCAUUUCUCCACUCAGCAAGCCCGAGAGGGGGGAACUGGAGAGGCGAAAGAAGGAGCAGAAGAAGGAAACUCGCACCACGGUGGUCAGGAUCCCGGGUGGUAGUUCUUGGUUCAAGUCACGGGCUAACUACGCGGCGUUCGAGAACAGGGGCAUGAUGCAGGUCAUGCUGAUACUCAUUGCGGACAACAUGGAUGGGUGCGAGCCUGAUGUGAAGGAGCAGCGGUUCAAGGAGGUGAGGGCGUUCAGGAGGUACGCGGUGUUCUACAAGUCGCUGCUCGGCGUGAACAAGCACACCGAGAGGACACUCAGCGACGUGCGGCAGAAUGCGUACUUGAUGAUGGACGCAGUGCAGGAGGCCUUUCAGUCGCAAGCGUCCGUGUGGAACUUACCGAAGGUGCACCAGAUAGUUCAUCUCAUUGACGGCAUCAUGCUCCGCGGGAUGCCGUACGAGUACUCAACGAAUCUGUGGGAGCACACUCACAAGGGCACUGUGAAGGUCCCCGUGCGCGGUAGCAACUGGAAGGACAUACCCCGACGCAUCGUGGAAGAGGAGGUGCAGCGGGAGAUCACACGUGAGGUGGCGGCCCUCGCAGGGGGAGGAAGGCAGUACGUCAGUGCGCUGCGUGAGACGUAUGUCCUGACGCGGAAGUCGAGGAAUGCGGACGUUAACGACGGGGAGGACGCAGUGCUGUGGGCGUACAAGGAGGCGCUGGGAUCAGACAUGAAGGAGCUUGGCAGGUGCCUGGCUGUUGCUGGAGUGACGAACACGGGCAUCAAGGUCCACACGGCGGUGGCCAUUCCGCGGACACGUGGUGGGGAGCUCAUCGCAAAAGGCACGUUUGUGAAGGCCAGCCCGUCCGAGAAGUGGUUUUCGGACGUCGCAGUCAAGGCGAAGAAGGACAAGGAGGAGUGGUACGCACGAUGCAUGUGCGUGUUCCGCGCGACUGACGAGGAGGGGACGGAGGGGAGGUACGCCUAUGUGAAGUACUAUGAGGCGGCGGGCUUGUGCCCCAUGACAACAUGCGUGCAGCUAAUCCCUGGAAGGGUUGCCACACGCUACUCUGUGGUGGAUGUGGAGUGCAUUAAGCGAGUGGUGCAUGUGUGCAAGUCGUAUGUGAACAGGAAGGUCCUGCUUCUGAACAAGUUUCUGCUGUGUGAGUAG